AUGUCAGCUAAGAUUCCAAUUUUCCAAGCUCUUGUUUUCCUAUUCUACCGGUUUAUCCUCAGGAAAUACCGGAACCCUAAACAAAAAUACCAAAAAGGCCCUUCUUCUCUCUUCCAAUCCGACUUAUCACGCCACACAUUGAUCUUCAACGUAGAAGGAGCUCUUCUCAAAUCCGAAUCUCUCUUCCCUUACUUCAUGCUAGUGGCAUUCGAGGCCGGAGGUGUACUAAGGUCAUUUCUCCUCUUCAUUCUCUAUCCACUGAUAAGCUUGAUGAGCCAUGAGAUGGGUGUCAAAGUGAUGGUAAUGGUGAGCUUCUUCGGGGUAAGAAAAGAUGGUUUUAAUGCGGGGAGAGCGGUUUUGCCUAAAUUCUUUCUAGAAGAUGUCGGGCUCGAAAUGUUCGAGGUGUUGAGAAAAGGAGGGAAGAGAAUCGCUGUGAGUGAUGAUCUUCCUCAAGUUAUGAUCGAAGGGUUCUUGAGAGAUUACUUGGAGAUUGAAGUUUUGGUCGGACGAGAAAUGAAGGUCGUUGGUGGUUAUUACUUAGGGAUCAUGGAGAAAAAGACCAAACAUGAUCUUGUCUUUGAUGAGUUGGUUCGUAAAGAGAGACUAAGCACGGGUUGUGUUGUUGGCAUCACUUCCUUCAACACAUCUCUUCACCGAUAUCUAUUCUCUCAGUUUUGCGAGGAGAUAUAUUUUGUGAAGAAAUCGGACAAGAGAAGCUGGCAAACCCUACCAAAAAGCCAAUACCCUAAACCAUUGAUUUUCCACGAUGGUCGUCUCGCAAUCAAACCAACCCUAAUGAACACUCUUGUCUUGUUCAUGUGGGGUCCAUUCGCAGUCGUAGCCGCAGCAGCAAGACUCUUUGUCUCACUUUGCAUCCCUUACACCUUCUCAAUCCCAAUCCUCUCUUUCUCCGGUUGCAAACUAACCGUCAACAUCGACGACAUUUCAUCACAAAAGUUAAACUCAAGUGGACGCAAAGGUUGUCUCUUUGCCUGUAACCACAGAACUUUACUGGACCCUCUCUACGUUGGUUUCGCACUAAAAGAGAAAAACAUCAAAACCGUAACGUAUAGUUUGAGUAGAGUAUCGGAGAUUCUGGCUCCGAUCAAGACCGUUAGACUUACACGUGAUCGGGUCAACGACGGCCAAGCCAUGAAGAGACUGUUGACCGAAGGAGACCUUGUGGUUUGUCCUGAAGGAACCACUUGUAGAGAACCUUUUUUGCUUAGGUUUAGUCCUUUGUUCACCGAGGUUAGUAACGUCAUCGUUCCCGUGGCCGUCACGGUAGACGUGAGCUUCUUCUAUGGAACAACGGCAAGUGGUUUUAAGGCAUUUGACCCGCUUUUCUUUCUCAUGGAUCCGAACCCUACCUACACCGUUAGAUUUUUGGACCCUGUCUCUGGUGCCACGGGUCAAGAUCCUGAUGGGAACUUGAAGUUUGAAGUGGCUAAUCAUGUUCAGAGCAAUAUUGGGAAGGCAUUGGAAUUCGAGUGCACCAAUCUCACUAGAAAGGACAAGUAUUUGAUGUUGGCUGGUAAUAACGGCGUAGUUAAGAAAAAAUAA
Messenger RNA from Microthlaspi erraticum, 1563 nucleotides. The record is from the annotation of a GenBank genome assembly. NCBI's taxonomy places the organism in Eukaryota, Viridiplantae, Streptophyta, Magnoliopsida, Brassicales, Brassicaceae.